AUGCCCCGCCGUCGCAAGCCGCCCCGGCCAGGCGCCCUCGCCGACCUGCCCCCUCUACGCAUCGCCUCGCAAAUCGCUGCACUGCAAGGCCUGUACUACGCCGCGGCGCUGGUGCUGAUGCUUUUCACCGCGCUCGUCGCCGGCACAGGCUUCACGCUGGACUUGGUCUUUGGAUGGGAGGCCGUACGGGGAGAUACGACGCAGGGGUGGCUGUCCGCGUUUGUGUGGGUUCUGGAUGGGGGGUUCUGCAUGGCCGUCGCAAUCAUCAUCCUCAUUAGCCGUUCGAAACUUGUACCCGACUUCGCGCUGACGUUGCACGGUCUGCACCUCGUCAUCUCGAGUGUCUACACUGGCCGCGUGCCCAGGAACACCAUGUGGUGGGGCACGAUGGCGACGAGCGCCGCCAUCUGCGUUGCACUCGCCAUCUGGGGUUCGAGGUACCGCGAGCUCAAGCCCAUCUCGUUCGGCGGGCAUGCUGCAAGCGCAAGCACGGCGAAUGCGCCCGAGGCUCAGCAGAACGGUGCUGCCGCGGAUGAGGAGGAGGGUGUUGGGUUCUCUAGAGGCAGGGGGAGGGGAAGGGGGAGGGACGGCGAGGCCGGAUAUGAGAUGGUUGGCAUCGAGAGGAGGGAUUCGUGA
Colletotrichum truncatum is the source of this 636-nucleotide messenger RNA. RefSeq lists its product as uncharacterized. Gene Ontology annotation, cellular component: trans-Golgi network; Golgi membrane. Gene Ontology annotation, biological process: protein localization to Golgi apparatus; Golgi to plasma membrane protein transport; Golgi to endosome transport. The record is from RefSeq and is a predicted model, not a curated record. NCBI's taxonomy places the organism in Eukaryota, Fungi, Ascomycota, Sordariomycetes, Glomerellales, Glomerellaceae.